Suillus paluster is the source of this 2142-nucleotide messenger RNA. RefSeq lists its product as uncharacterized. The record is from RefSeq and is a predicted model, not a curated record. The transcript has 10 exons. The coding region runs from base 1 to 2142 and encodes 713 amino acids. Lineage: Eukaryota; Fungi; Basidiomycota; Agaricomycetes; Boletales; Suillaceae.
AUGGAGGUGGAGCAGGUGGUUCAGGCGACAAAGGUGAAACUGGUGAAGCCUAAGCCAGUCAAGAAAAAGCAAAGUGCGAAGGGUGCAGCCAGUAAUCUUACCUCAGAGAGUUCCCAUGAACCUCUGGCAAAGUCUAUCAUUCAAGGUGGAGAUAAUCACACUGUGGGUCUAGGGGAUGCUGAUAGCGUAGAUAUAGGAAUCAAUUGUGGCAAGGUGAUCAGUAAUGAGGGUGUGAAGCCAAAGAAGAAGAAGAAGAAGAAGAAGAAGAAGAAGAAGAAGAAGAAGAAGAAGAAGAAGAAGAAGAAGAAGAAGAAGAAGAAGAAGAAGAAGAAGAAGAAGAGGGUUGAAAACCUUAUGUCCUGUGAAGCGAUCAAUGCUGCAAGGAGGCAGAUUGCUGAUUGUACUGAUGCCAAGGCCCCUGAUAACAACAAGAAAAUGCCCUCCCUUGUUUCUGACAAUCAAUCUGUCUCUGGCAACACUGGUGUUCAGUCAGCAACCACAUUGCAAACAAGCCAGACUGCAGCUACCACUCCUUCAGAAAAUUCCACAUCAGAGGACGAUGAAGUUUUCAAAGAGCACUUGUCUACUCUUGCCGCUGGAGGGAAAGGGAAGGUGGGGAUGCAGAGUGUUGUAGAGAUCGCAGAAUCUGUGGAUAAAGGACCUGUGUCCACGCUGUUCGAAUUAUUACCAUUCAGCCAACAAGCUGAAAUAAUACAAUAUGCUCUAGAGCAGGCAACUCGCACUACUGGUACUGCCAAGAGGACCAUUGAAGAUGUUGAAAUGGCUGGUGAUGCUACAUACAUUGUCUUGUCCGAAGAGGACACAAUGGAAGAGGACCGUGUGGACAGUGAUGCUGACCUUAUGGAACUCAGUGAUAUGGAAGUUCAGAUUGUCCCAUCCCAGGUCGAGGAGGUCAUCAAGCCAGCCCGCACAACUACAAGGACAAGUGUAACAGCCUCUGGAAACCCAAGUGCACCUAAGAAAGCCAAAUUGGAACCAGUUCCCCAGGACACUAAGAUUCUCAGGAUGGUAUUGCCCAAGCCUGAUUUGAUGGCUGCUGACCUAGCAACAAAGCCUAAACCCGGAUGCCAAUGGCGAAACACUGACCUCCCACCUGUUAUGUUGCAGGGUGGCAUGUGGUGCAGGAAUUUUAUCCCCACUGUUUUUCUUUGGGUGGGCGCCCAGCCGAGCUUCUGGUCUAUUGAGAUUGAGCAUUUACUCCCUGCGCUACAGGCGAUUUUUGAUGUCGCAUAUCCAGGAAUGAUGCACAAUGUUCAACCAAAGGGGCCUAUUGUAGGUUUGGUAAAUCAGCAGCUAUGCUCCUGGCGCAGCAAUUUCGGGUCAACCGCAAUUGCACUUGUUACUAAUUUUAUGGUAUCCUCCAGAGAUAGUGAGAGCAGAGCUGAUGAUAACGCCGAGUUUGAACAAGGGCUGGCAGAAGCCCUUCUCAGUCAAUAUGCCUUCCUCUAUGAAAAUCCAGACACUUGCAACCCAGAUGAGAUCUACCAGUCGACAUUCAUGUUGGAAAUGAUUGAGACGGCUCAUGUCAAUGCGACCACUGGAUUCCUUGAGGUACCUGCACUCAACACACGCGAUCUGCAAUUAAAUGGUAUGCAGGCUGUAAUUGCCGCAUGUGCCAUCACACUUGAACACGCUUUUUCCUAUGCUGCAACACCCAGGGUUCACAUGGAUGACCAAGGCAGUGCAAAGGGCAGUACUACCAGCAGCGAGGCCUACAAAACUCCCCCAGGGAUACCACCAUUGCCAGCCUUCUUGGAGACAAACUGCGGGCUCGCAAUGGCAGAGUACUAUGAAUCCAUUGCAAAACAUGGCACACAGUACACAGUGGACAUCAUCGACUUGUAUCAUGCGUUUUUAAGUGGCUCUCGCACAAAUAAGCAAGAAAAAGUUGAGAAUAAAUCUCACAGAGGACUCUCGAAGCUCCUUCAUCCCAAGUCCUGGGGCAAGUCAACCAACCCUUCCGUUCCAGGUGCUCAACACUCUCCGAACCCUGCAAGUUCCAGCGCACAGGAUCUCCUGCCCGUUCGGAUAAGCCAAGAUCCUUUACCACUCGCCAUUCCUGCUCCCAAAUCAGAUCCUGACCGGUCUGCCAAUUCAGGCACUGCAAAGGUCCAUCAGUAA